Messenger RNA from Gekko japonicus, 1047 nucleotides. RefSeq names its product fibroblast growth factor 22 (gene FGF22). Gene Ontology annotation, biological process: animal organ morphogenesis; positive regulation of protein phosphorylation; regulation of cell migration. Gene Ontology annotation, molecular function: fibroblast growth factor receptor binding; growth factor activity. The transcript is spliced from 3 exons. Lineage: Eukaryota; Metazoa; Chordata; Lepidosauria; Squamata; Gekkonidae. The coding region runs from base 409 to 996 and encodes 195 amino acids. The record is from RefSeq and is a predicted model, not a curated record. Gene Ontology annotation, cellular component: cytoplasm.
GGUGUGGCUCUCUCCAGCAGGGCUAGUUCAACUGGCAGUGCUCUUGUCGGCUCUGCUGAAGCAGCUCCAGACUCUCCUCAGCAGAAAGGGAGGUGCUGAGGAUCCUGACAGGCGCACCAAGGAGCCAGGAGUCGAGACAACCUUGCUGGCUCAGGGUCUGAGGCUGCAAGUGGUUUUUGUUUUCCUUGGCUGAGCUGUGCAACUUCCACACGACUGGAGGCCACUUGGUAGUUCAAGAAGGUUUUCCACCAUGGGACCGCGUGCAGCACAUCCAUCCCUCUCCGUGGACCGCACCACGCCCGGGAACAAAAGCCACCCGUUUUAGGAAGGGGAACGUGCUUGGCCCGGCGGCACUGGGAAAACACAUGGUUGUCACUGGCCGGAUAGACACUGGAUGACAGACUCAGCAUGGCAGCAUGGACUGCAGUGGGCUGGCGAGAACCGCUAUGUAGCUUUGCUGUGUGGUUCCCCCUGGUGCUCUUUCUGCUGGGUGGAUCAGCUCAGGGGCACAGAGGCCCAGCCGGGCACGCGGACAGCCCUCGUUGGAAGGCAGGGGGCAACAACAGGCAUGCCCGGAGCUAUCACCACCUGGAGGGGGACGUGCGCUGGAGGCGGCUCUACUCCUCAACCCAUUUCUUCCUACACAUUGACAGCAACGGCAAAGUCGAAGGGACCCGUUGGAAGAAGUGCCCAUACAGCAUUGUGGAGAUCCGCUCGGUGCACGUGGGUGUCGUUGUGAUCCGAUCCGUCCACAGCGGCUUCUACCUGGCCAUGAACAGAAAGGGGAGAAUCUACGGGACGAAAGUAUACAGCCCCAACUGCAAGUUUAAGGAGCGCAUCGAAGAGAAUGGCUUCAACACAUACGCCUCACUGCGCUGGCACCACCACGGCCGCCAGAUGUUCCUCUCCCUCAACGGCAAAGGCAUCCCACGGCUGGGCACAAAGACCUAUCGGCAACACCUCUCCACCCACUUCCUACCUAUGCUCAUCACCUGACGUGAUGGCUCUCCCACACUGGACUAUUUUAUUACAUGCGUAUUUAAUUCC